AUGGGUGCAAGCGUUCCUCGAAAGGCAAUCCAAACGACACAUAGUCGCAUAGGAAGCCCGAAACUCAGGGCAUCUACGAGAUUACUUUUCGGCUUCGGUAACAAGCGUAUUCCAUUGCUGGGUGAGCUGUAUACGCAAGUGAAGUGUGUCGACAAAGAAAAGUAUGUCGAAAUUGUAGUAACCAACAUUGACUGUGGGGAGAACCUUUUCGAGUUCGACUUGUUCAAACAAUUUGGAUUCGAAAUCCAGCAAAUUUCAAACGUCACGGAAACAGAAGUAGACCAAGUGGAAAAGGUUUGUACAAAAUACAAAGAACUUUUCGAGCCAGCACUUGGCACGAUUAAAGACUUUAAAGCGAGUGUCUAUUUAAAGGCAAAUGCAACGCCGAAGUUUUGUAAAAGUCGGAAAAUUCCAUUUUCGCAAAUGCCGCAGUUUAAGAAGGAAGCCGAAAGACUUACCUAUGCGGGCAUUUGGAAACCGAUUAAAUUCUCAAACUGGGCAUCUAUAGUCCUAGCGCAAAAAGCAGAUGUGUCUAUACGAAUUUGUGGGGAUUUCAAGCAAGUAGUUAACGCGCAAAUCGAUAUCGAGCGGUUCCCGUUGCCAACACGGGAAGCCUUGUUUCAUGCUAUUCGCCACGGUAAGCAAUUUUCGAAAAUUGACCUUAAGGACGCGUAUCUUCAGAUGGAACUCGACGAUGACUCGAAAACCAUAUGGGUUGUCAACACGCCGCUGGGCCUAUUCCAAUAUCAGCGCCUACCCUAUGGAAUAGCUAGCGCCCCAGCAAUUUUUCAGAAAUACCUAGAACAACUUCUCUUGAGGGAUGUGCGCCUCGAGCUUGUACUACAAAUUCUGCAAAACAGUGGCAUCAAGUGCAAAAAAGAAAAGUGCUCGUUCCUGCAAGAUAUAAUUGAAUAUCUUGGACGUCAAUUGAGUUCUAAGGGCAUACUACCCGACGAAAGUGGUCUGAGAGCGGUAAGAGACCUUAAACCGCCAAGGGAUCUCAAACAGGUGGAAGCGUUUAUGGCUGGCGGCCCCAAUAAACAUGCUGCGCCGUAA
Rhagoletis pomonella (apple maggot) is the source of this 1056-nucleotide messenger RNA. RefSeq lists its product as uncharacterized. The record is from RefSeq and is a predicted model, not a curated record. The transcript is spliced from 4 exons. Lineage: Eukaryota; Metazoa; Arthropoda; Insecta; Diptera; Tephritidae. Bases 1 to 1056 code for a protein of 351 amino acids.